AUGGCUGAACAGAAAUACAACCUCAAAGUGCUCCACGGCACGGCCCCGUCCGGCGCAGUUGCCGAAGGCACCAUCGAAGCGACUCUUGGGUAUGGGCAAGUUUACAUUGAGACGACACACUCGGGCCUCUGCGGCACCGACCUCAGCCAGCUCACACGAGGUACCGUUUUGGGGCAUGAAGGUAUCGGGAUCGUGCGCAAACUCGGCGAGGGCGUUACCAACUUGAGCGAGGGGGACAGAGUGGGAUUUGGCUUUACGCACUCGGUGUGCGGCGCGUGCGAGAGCUGUCUGACGGGUGUCGAUCAGUACUGCGUGAACCGGAGCGACUACUCGCGCAAACUCGUCAAUAUGGGCUCGUUUGCGUCUGGUGUGGUGUGGAGUGCAAACACUGUGUUUAAGAUUCCAGAGGGCUAUACGAGUGAAAACGCCGCGCCCAUGCUAUGCGCCGGCGCGACUAUUUUUACUAUCCUGAACGACUACGAUGUUAGGCCGACGGAUCGUGUGGGCAUUAUGGGUAUUGGUGGACUAGGCCAUUUGGCUAUCAAGUUGGCUGCUGGUAUAGGCUGUCAUGUCGUUGUGCUGUCGAGAUCAGAGGAUAAGAGGGCUGAGGCGAUGAGCUAUGGAGCGAACGAGUUUUACGUCUUUGACCCGACCAAGGGGAAGCCCGAGGGGUGGGAUGAGCGUGGGUUGAAGCAUUUGAUAUUGACAGCCAAGGCACCAAGCGAAGGCUUUAACACACUCUUUGAACUAAUGUCCGUCAACGGCGCAAUCUAUCCUCUCGGCGUAUCCGGCGAGAACACUCCGGUCAGGCUGACCGGGAUGAUCACCAAGGGAAUCCGAAUCCAGGCCUCCCUGACGGCGUCGCGCUCGACGAUCAACAAAUUGCUCGACUUUGUCGCGCAACACAACAUUGUGCCCACCGUGGAGACGUUUCCGAUGACCGUAGAGGGUGCCGAAGAAGCGAUUGAGAAGCUCAAGACGGGGAAGAUGCGGUAUCGUGGCGUUCUCGUGCGGUAG
Talaromyces rugulosus is the source of this 1017-nucleotide messenger RNA. RefSeq lists its product as uncharacterized. The transcript is spliced from 2 exons. Gene Ontology annotation, molecular function: zinc ion binding; alcohol dehydrogenase (NADP+) activity. The record is from RefSeq and is a predicted model, not a curated record. Bases 1 to 1017 code for a protein of 338 amino acids. Gene Ontology annotation, biological process: alcohol metabolic process. NCBI's taxonomy places the organism in Eukaryota, Fungi, Ascomycota, Eurotiomycetes, Eurotiales, Trichocomaceae.